Molecule: messenger RNA, 1392 nt
Organism: Fusarium sp. VM40
Lineage: Eukaryota; Fungi; Ascomycota; Sordariomycetes; Hypocreales; Nectriaceae
Source: the annotation of a GenBank genome assembly
AUGGCCGACUGGAACUUUGAGCAGGGGGGUUCGACCCAUGGCAACAGUGCCGAUGACGGCUGGAACACUGGUGGCAACAUCGCUAACGGAUCUACCAACGGUGACGAUCAUGGUAACACUGGUUUUGGCGACGCCGAGGGCGUUAAUGAUGGCCAGCCAGGCCGGGAUGACAAGUGCUUCGGUUGUGGCGAGACUGGUCACCGCCGUGCGGAAUGCCCCAGCGCCGAGGAGAUGACCUGCCGGUACUGCAAGAACCCUGGCCACAUGGUCAAAGACUGCCCCGAUAAGCCUCCCAUGAUCUGUGCCAACUGUGGCGAAGAAGGUCACAUGCGAAAGAAUUGCGAGAACGCUCGCAAGGUCAACCGAGACAACGUUGCCGAUAUUCCCGCUGAGGCAGCCUGGGAGAAAAUCAAGCAGGCCACUACCGAGAAGGAUCUCGACGAUGCCAAGGAAGCCGUACAAGAGUACAUCAAGGCUGUCAAUGGCGAGGUGACAUACCGUCAGCUCCAAGAGACUUUCAUCGACCAAAACCUUGGUCUCUGGCUCAUCCCCACUGAGCGCUCCCUCGUCCAAGUAUUCACCAAUAUGGACAUCCAGGGUAACAUCGACAAGAAGUACACUGUUUCGUAUCGAUUUGUUGAGAAGCCCGACCGUCCCCGUGAGAUCGAGGGAUGGCCCAAGGACCGUGAGGAACAUCUCUCUCGCUUGGACGAUGCCGGCGAGGUUGUCGAUCGAGGUGUUCCCCUUUGCAUGAACUGCAAGGAGCUUGGACAUAUUUCCAAGUUUUGUACUCAGGAGAAGAUUGAGCGUGAUGAUGUGACCAAGAUCUCUUGCUACAAUUGCGGAGCAGACGGCCACCGCGUUCGAGAUUGCCCUGAGCCACGCGUGGACAAGAACGCAUGCAAGAACUGCGGCAAAUCCGGUCACAGGGUCGCGGACUGCGAGGAACCGCCGAACCCGGCCAACGUAGAGUGCCGGAAGUGCAAUGAAGUCGGUCACUUUGCCAAGGAUUGCCCCCAGGGCGGCGGCCGGGAAUGCCGCAACUGCGGCCAGGAGGGUCACAUCUCUAAGGAGUGUGACCAGCCUCGUGACAUGUCUAAAGUCACUUGCCGCAACUGCGAAAAGUCGGGACAUCUAAGCAAGGAGUGUCCUGAGCCCAAGGAUUGGAGCAAGGUUCAGUGCAGCAACUGCCAGGAGUAUGGCCACACCAAGGUCAGAUGCAAGGCCCCUCUCGUCGAAGAAAACGAUGGCUUCGGUGAUGGCGGUGACGGAGGUUGGGGAGGCGCUGAUGCGACUGCUGGGGGUGAUGAUGGAUAUGCUAACCAUCAGAGCGCCGGCGGUGAUGAUGGGUGGUCUGCUAAGCCCGUCGAUGUCGGGGCCAGCGUUUGGUAA